AUGAGAGUGUCGCUGUUGAUUUUGGUGGUUCUUGUAGUUUCGCUCUUCUGGCUGGUGGUGGACUGGGAACUCGGCAACUUCUUCAACUCCUUCUUCUUGCCUGCGGCCAAGUCCGCCGCGACCAAGGGUCCGCAUCGGGUGGACCACCGCACCCACCCCGCGCAGCUGCCGGUCCAGCUACUCAACGUCAGCUUCAACGAGCUGCGACCCGACCCGCGGCUGCGCGUCUUCCAAUUCCACAUGGGCGUCGACACCAACUUUGCCGUGCAGGACGACCCGCGCACCUUCGAAACCGUGGAGCUGGCCUACGACGAUCACGGUGAUCGGUCGCAGACUGUGCCCACCAGAGUCAAGCUCGCCGCGCAGAAAUGCGCCGCGUUGCAGAUCACCGGAUUGACGGCCCGAUUGAAGGCGCUGAAGCACUUCCAGUUUGUCGACGCCAUCGCACGCUGCGCAUUCCUGAUCGACGACGAGCUGGUGCUGCGACUGAGCGACCACGAGCGCGCUCGGGCCUCGUUCGACGUGCACGCGUGUAACGACACUGUCCACUUCCCGCUCGCCGAGGUGCUCCACUUCCCCCAGGCUUCGCCCAUCAUCGCGGGCGGACUGCUGCCGCGGCCGACCAACGGCUUCCCCUCAGCGCCAUGGGCCGGCGCCGAGGUGCAGGUCGUGCGCGCCCGCGGCCCCGACGCCACGCUGCGGGUGGCGGCCGUGGUCUUCAAGAAGUUCACUUGGCUGCAACCCGACGACGACCUGUGGCUCCUGUGGAUGCUCGACGUGGUGGGCGUCGAUCACGUGGUGAUCAACAUCGCCACGCGCGACUUGCCGAUGGAGGUGGUGCGCCAGUCCAUGGCCCAGCACGAGAGCCUGGCCGAGCGCGUGACGCUGGUCGACCUGGACUUUCCAAAUCGCAAGUCCAACCACUCGUUCGACUACCUGCUCCAGGUCCAGGCCCACGAGCCCUUUCUCCGCUGGCAGGCCGACUUUGACUUCAUCUUUCUGAUCGACCAGGACGAAUUCCCGCAGCUCUUCGACAUCGACAACGCCAAGGCCAACCAGCCACGAAUUGACAUCAAGACCUUCAUCGGCCGCAACAGAGAGCGUUUCGAAGAGCAGGGCCAGGUCUACUUCGCCCGGCCGUUCGUGCAGCGCUCGGAGAGCAACCAUAAGCCAGACCCGCUGCUGCCCACCUUCCUGCGGGAGCUGGCGCCGCUCGACGGCCUCGUGACCAGCGCCGUGUGGUCGGGCAGGAGCAAGCCCAUCGAGAAGCUGGGCAAGGCCCUGUUCCCGGUCGGGGCCGCCCUGCGGCCGUACCUGCACUACAACGACUACUGGCCGGGGCUGACCCCCUUCGACUGGCGGGCCGGCCACUUGCUCCACGUGCGGGAGCCGCUCAGCGACCGAAAGGAUGCGGCGCAGCUCCAGUGGUUUGUGGACGAGGGUGUUGUGUCGGACUCGGCGGCGGCGGCGUGA
Molecule: messenger RNA, 1473 nt
Organism: Acanthamoeba castellanii str. Neff
Lineage: Eukaryota; Discosea; Longamoebia; Acanthamoebidae
Exons: 4
Coding region: 1-1473 (490 amino acids)
Source: RefSeq, a predicted model, not a curated record